Messenger RNA from Oryzias melastigma (Indian medaka), 2644 nucleotides. It is a transcript of the gene sqlea, whose product is annotated as squalene epoxidase a. Gene Ontology annotation, biological process: sterol biosynthetic process; cholesterol metabolic process. Lineage: Eukaryota; Metazoa; Chordata; Actinopteri; Beloniformes; Adrianichthyidae. The transcript has 11 exons. Gene Ontology annotation, cellular component: endoplasmic reticulum; membrane. Bases 407 to 2116 code for a protein of 569 amino acids. The record is from RefSeq and is a predicted model, not a curated record. Gene Ontology annotation, molecular function: squalene monooxygenase activity; flavin adenine dinucleotide binding.
AAGAAAUAAAAGGAGCGCCUUUUUGACAUCACAUCAUACUACUGUGCUGCUCUCAGACUGACCAAUCAUCGCGCGAGAGGAGGCCCCAUGCCGGCGCAGCCGUCCAAUCAGCGCAUAGCGUGAGCUCUGCUCACCUUCGCGUCACUUCUGAUUGGAGGAGAGAGCGGCGGAGCGGGCGGGAAGCACAGCGCUGCUAAUCAGAAAAGGCCCGUCUCUCUAAUCAUGAAAUAAUCAUCAGCAUCUCAUCUGUCCGGGGAGUUGGGGAGCAGCAGGUUCAGGGCUUUUAUUUUUAUUUUUUCAAGUCAAAUCAGAAAAUCAGCACUGACCAAACUUCAUUAUUUUUAUUAUUUAUUAUUUUUUUUGUUGAGAAGUUUAUCUUUUAUAUUUUUUAAUUCAUAUUUUAAAGAUGUGGACUUUUCUGGGAGUGGCAACUUUUACUUAUCUUUACAAAAAGUCCAGCUCAGUGCUGUCCUACAUCCCAAAGGAGGUUGUGAUGAUCACUGCUGUGUUUGUGGCAGCUGGACUGCUGCUGUGUUAUGUCAGGUUUUUCCACGGCCAGAAGCUCACAGUCUUCCAGGUGGUUCAUUUACCGUUCAGUGCCUUGUCUUUUUUACCUCUGGUUAACCACUUAGUCCCUGAGAAAGCCUCACAGAGGACCAACAAAGCAGAGAACGGCAGGAAAAAGAGUAAGAGGAGGCGAGCAGAAACAGAGUCUUCUGCUGACCCCUGCUCGUCCGUCUGUGGGCCCUCUGUGGGCCUGGAGCCAGAUGUGGUGAUCGUUGGGGCCGGGGUGCUGGGCUCGGCCCUGGCGGUGGUCCUGGCCAGAGAUGGGAGGAGGGUGACGGUGGUGGAGAGAGACCUGAAGGAGCCUGACAGGAUCGUGGGGGAGCUGCUGCAGCCCGGUGGAUUCAGAGCCCUGAAGGAGCUGGGGCUGGAAGCUGCAGUGGAAGGUCUGGAUGCCCACCAGGUAAACGGCUACGUGAUCCAUGACAUGGAGAGCAGCAACCAGGUGGAGAUCCCGUACCCGGAGGAGGAGGGGCACAUCCAGUGUGGACGCGCCUUCCAUCACGGUCGAUUCAUUUCAGGCCUGAGGAGAGCCGUCAUGGCCGAGAAGAAUGUCAGGCUCAUAGAAGGCACCGUAAACAGUCUCCUGGAGGAGGACGGCUGCGUCACUGGAGUCCAGUACAAAGACAAGGACAGCGGAGAGCUGAAGGAGAUCCACGCCGCUCUCACCGUGGUGGCCGAUGGCUGCUUCUCCAAGUUCAGGAAGAGCCUCGUUCCCGGAAAGGCCAAGAUAAGCUCGCACUUUAUUGGAUGUCUGAUGAAGGACUGUCCGCAGUUCAAACCUAACCAUGCUGAGCUGGUGCUGGCCAACCCCAGCCCCGUGCUGAUCUACCAGAUCUCCUCCUCCCACACCAGGGUGCUGGUGGACAUCAGGGGGGAGCUGCCUCGCAACCUUCCCGAGUACAUGGCAGAGAAGAUACACCCACAGCUGCCAGAGCACUUGAAGGAGCCCUUCAUGGUGGCGCUGCAGAACGACAGACUGCGCUCCAUGCCCAGCAGCUUCCUCCCUCCCUCCCCCGUCAGCAAACCAGGUGUGCUGCUGUUGGGCGACGCCUACAACAUGAGGCACCCUCUGACGGGGGGAGGGAUGAGCGUCGCCCUCAACGAUGUUCGGAUCUGGAGGGGUCUGCUGAAGAACAUUCCAGAUCUGUAUGACGACGCCGCCCUGCUGCAGGCAAAGAAGAAAUUCCACUGGGAACGCAAGUCAUCCCAUUCUUUUGUGGUGAAUGUGCUGGCCCAGGCCCUGUACGAGCUGUUUGCAGCCACAGACAGCUCUCUCCAUGAGCUCAGAAAGGCCUGCUUCCAGUACUUCAAGCUCGGUGGAGAGUGCAUUUCUGGACCCAUCGGACUUCUCUCUGUACUGACACCGAAGCCCAUGACUCUCAUUGGACACUUCUUUGCCGUGGCGCUCUACGCCAUCUAUUUCAGCUUCAAGUCUGAAUCCUGGAGCACCAAACCUCGAGCUCUGUUUAAGAGCACGGCCAUCCUGUACCGAGCCUGCACCGUCAUGUUCCCGCUCAUCUACUCUGAGCUCAAACACCUGCUUUACUAGGGAGCUGAGCACGUGGACGCACAAACGUUUGAGCAGGUGUGGUGAUCCACCUGUCAAAUCCCAGCGCUUUGUAUCGUUUUUACAGAAAUUUAACAAAACUCAACUAAAGUGGACUUAAAAACUCAAAGCCUUUGUUAAUCAGAAUGUGCCUGUCUGCGAAAAACAAACUUUAGCUCAGGAAUUAGCCAAAAAAAAUGUCAAUUUUCUGCUUUUUUAGUUAAAAUGAUGAAGAAAGCACAAAAUAGGAUGUCAGACAAUAAUAGAAUCAUGUUUAUUCUGUUUUUCAAAUGUGUUUUUCAGAGUAUUUUUUUAUCCUUUUGCUGUGCAAAAUAUCCGUGGUACUCUAUGUUUUGAAAGACUUUGUUCUUCAACAUGUUAAAAAUACUAGUUGUGUUUCUCUGAGGUAUCAGAACUGUGAGCGGCCCCCGCAUGACGCUCAGGAGGGUCUUGUCCUGCGCUGACGGGGCCUCGAGUGCUGACUCGUGUCUGCGUUUGCAGGUUGGAAAUAAAAGGAAGAGGUUGGAAGUA